This is a messenger RNA of Centropristis striata (black sea bass), 4774 nucleotides long. It is a transcript of the gene psda, whose product is annotated as pleckstrin and Sec7 domain containing a. Gene Ontology annotation, biological process: regulation of ARF protein signal transduction. The coding region runs from base 215 to 2224 and encodes 669 amino acids. The record is from RefSeq and is a predicted model, not a curated record. Gene Ontology annotation, molecular function: guanyl-nucleotide exchange factor activity. The transcript has 14 exons. Lineage: Eukaryota; Metazoa; Chordata; Actinopteri; Perciformes; Serranidae.
UGUUGCUGGUGUGUUUUCCAGUUCCUCUGACUUGCUGCGGAGCCGGUUUAGUCCAGAGCUUCCGGCCCUGACCGCCUGAUGGUGUUUGUUUACUUUCAGGCCGUUGGCGGCAUCGGACUCGCACGGCGGCCUCAAGUCUCCGAUCUCCAUCGGCAGCCCCCGCCGGCCCUCCGAGAGCAACCUGGACUCGUUCAGCCGGCACUUCGAAAGCAUCAUGGAGUCUCACCGCGCCAAAGGCACCUCGUACAGCAGCCUGGACAGCGUCGACCUCUUGACCUCCGGCUCCACGUCCGUGUUCACCUUCGACCUGCCCACGCUGACGCCCGAGAUCCAGAGUCAGAUCUGUGAGAGCGCAAAGCAGAUCAUCGAGCUGAGCUUCGCCCCGCUGGCCCGCCCGGACCCGGCCGCCCCGCCGGAGACGUCCCGCUCCGAGAUCACCCUCAGCGCGCCGGGGGCGGGGCUCCGCGGCGGCGCCAAGGACGACCCCGGCCUUCCCGUCAGAUCCAAAUCGGAGAAAGAGACGUGGCGGCGAUCCAUCCUCAAAGACGGCUUCCGCAAGGCGAGCUCGGCACCGUCGCUCCACAGCAGCGCCAGGGAGCGCCCGGUGAACCGGCCCCCCGAGCUGCUGUACCCGCAGGCCGACGUGGCGGAGCGGCUGGCGCUCGGCGGCAGCGACGAGGCGCUGGGGAACGGCACCAAGGCCGACCUGCAGGCCGCCAAACGCCUCGCCAAACGCCUCUACAACCUGGACGGCUUCAGGAAGUCUGACGUGGCGAGACACCUCGGCAAGAAUAAUGAGUUCAGUCAGAUGGUCGCAGAGGAAUACCUGAGUAACUUUCACUUCAGUGGACUGACCAUCGACCAGGCCCUGAGGCUGUUUCUGAGUCGUUUCGCUCUGAUGGGAGAAACUCAGGAGAGAGAGAGAGUCCUCGCUCAGUUCUCCAGGAGAUACAGACAGAGCAACCCAGAGAGUCUGUCCACUGAAGACAGCGUCCACACUCUGACGUGUGCCGUCAUGUUGCUGAACACAGACCUUCAUGGAAACAACGUGGGGAAGAGGAUGUCCUGCAGUCAAUUCAUCACCAACCUGGAGGGACUCAACGAUGGAAAAGACUUCCCCAAAGACCUGCUGAAGACUCUCUACAGCUCCAUCAAGAACGAGAAGCUCCAGUGGACGAUCGAUGAGGAGGAGUUGAGGAAGUCGAUGUCGGAGCUGGCCGACGUGCGAACAGACUCCGCCUCCCACACCAUGAAGCGCCUGGGCAGCGGCGGGAACCCGCUGGUGGGCGUGGCCCAGCAGGCCGACGGCGAGCUCUACAAGAGCGGCUUCCUCGUCCGCAAAGUCCACGCCGACCCCGACGGGAAGAGAACUCCGCGGGGGAAGAGGGGCUGGAAGUCUUUCUACGCCAUGCUGAAGGGUCUGGUGCUCUACCUGCAGAAGGACGAGUACCGUGCGGAGCGCGAGCUGACGGAGGACGACGUGAAGAACGCCGUGUCCAUCCAUCACUCUCUGGCCAUGAGAGCCGCCGACUACAGCAAGAGGCCCAACGUCUUCUACCUGAGGACGGCCGACUGGAGGGUGUUCCUGCUGCAGGCGCCGAACGCAGAACAGAUGCAGUCGUGGAUCACGCGCAUCAACGUUGUGGCGGCCAUGUUUUCGGCGCCACCGUUCCCGGCGGCGAUCGGAUCCCAGAAGAGAUUCAGCCGCCCGCUUCUGCCGGGGUCCAACACCAAACUGACCCAGGAAGAGCAGGUCAAGUCUCACGAGAACCGGUUCAGGGCGGUUUCCUCCGAGCUGGCCGACCUCACGGCCUCCACGCCGGACCGGAAGGUGAAAGGUCGCGAGCUGGAGGAGCAGAAACUCCGACAGGAAUACCUGGAGUUCGAGAAAACCCGUUACGGUACGUACGCCAUGCUGCUCCGGGCCAAACUGGCGAGCGGAGACGAGGACCUGUCGGCCUUCGAGUCGCGGCUGUUUGACGACGGCGGCCUGCAGAGGGCGCACUCCAGCCCCACGCUGCCGCAGGACGCCGCCGCCGCCGGCAAGGAGAAGACCCGCGGGACCAAGACGUCCAAGAGCCUGAAGGUCACGUCCACCUCGUCUUCCUCCGCCGCCUCCAAGACCGGCGGCGGCGCCAAAGAGGCGGGGAAGAAGAAGAACGGCGGCAGCGGGCAGCAGGCGGAGCUGCAGAAGCAGAGCAGCAAACAGGACGAGGCGCCGUAAGAGACAUGAAGCAUCAUGGGGAGCAGGCGGACUCCUCCUUUAAACCGUUUGUGUUGGGAGGCGGAGAGGAGACGACCGACCGCACGACAAAACACGGAGGAGAAGGCUCAUCCGUCAGAGUUUCACAAUAAAAGCUUUAUUUUGCUGUCAGAUGCUUUUAUUCUGGAGGUUCAAACGUCACAAAUCAUUUCAGAAACAUUUUGUAGGUACUUUUUUUUUUUCUCUCUCUCUCUCUCUCUCUCCUCCUGACCUCCUGCACGGCCGCGCUGCUUCUCCUAGCAACAGACGGGGGAGCAGGUUGCCAUGGCGACCUGACGUGACGGACGGAGAGCGUGGGACUGUUGCCGUGGCGACCGAGCAAAGAGGGAGAGAGGGAGGGGGGGAGGAGUCAGGACUCACAAAACCUCCUCCUUACUCUGUGUGUGUGUGUGUGUGUGUGUGUGUGUGUGUGUGUGUGAGGAUCUUUGGUGACAAACUGAGCAGAAAAAUAAUAAAAAUAAAUAAUUCAUCUAAAAUCAAUCUGCAAACAUCCCAGAAUUAUUAAUAAUACUUUCUUUUUUUUCCUUUCUUUACUUUAUAUUCUGCAGCAUUUUAAUGCAACAAUUACUCAACAAAUCAUUCAUUCGAUUUAAUCACCAACUAUUUAUAUUAUCAGUUAAUUAUUAAAGUCGUUUUUCUUCAGUUUGCAGCUUCUUUCGUCUUUUCUCUGUUUGAAUAUUUUCCUGUUUUCAGUUCGUACAAAGUCUGAAGAGUUUCCUUUUCGUAGUGACGUUUUCAAGCUUUGGAAUAUACUUGAAUUUUUUAUUUUGUUGAUAUUUUUCUAAUUAUUUUCCUGACUUUUUUUAUAUAAAUGUGUUUAAGAUAAAUAUAUAAAGACAUUCCUUUUUUUUUCUCUUUAAUUUCAGAAAUUGUUGUUUUUCGGGGUUCGUACAAAGUCUGAAAAGUUUUGAAAAUAUUCCAUUUGAGUUUAAAACCAAAACAUAAAAUGAUUGUAAUAAAUCAGAUAAAGUAACUUAUUAGCUUUUUGUCAUAAUAAUUUAAUUUAAUUUGAACUGAAAAAAAAUGUCAUCACGUUGGAUAAUUCAUCAGGAAUGAAAAUAAUCUGUUAAAUUAUUUUCUCUGUGAAUCAGAAAAUAGUGAAACAUGUUGGAAGCUCAACAGAAACAGAAAAUAUUCACAUUUAAGCAGCUGGAAUCAAAUAAUUUUUGUCUUAAAAGUGACUCAGAUUAUUUAUUAUUGUGAGAAUAAUUAAUGUGAAAAAAAUCUGCAUAAAUAAAACAAACAAUCAGGAACUUUUAUGAUUCUUCAUGUGGAUUUACAAGAUAAAAAAUACAUUUAAUUUGUGAAAGAAAUUCAAAGAAUUUAUUAGAAAAUAAUCUAAAGAAGUAAGAUAUAAUUUUUCGAUCUGCAGAAUAUUUUCACUUUAUUUUAUUUAUUAUUUAUUUUUCUGCUCAGUUUCUCUCUUCAUGCUGGAAACUGAAUCUUUUUGAAUCCGUCCACUUCACAUUCCUCCUCUUCUCUUUUCCUUCACUCAAAGUUUACGAGUUGUGCUGAAAUAUUGUUUUUUUAUUGUUUGUUUGUUGACGUCAUGAAACAACCUGUAAGAGGCUCCUGCUGAUGGGAAUAAGGGUUUCUGGGUAAUGAAGUCCAGCAGCUCGGUUCUCUCUGCUGCCACCUGGUGGUGAUGCUCACUCAGCAGAAUAAAAUAUAAAUUAUAUUAUUUUGUUAUAAUUAUUGAUGCAUUCAUGUUUUCAUCACUUUAAUAAAUAAUAUAAUUUAUUUAAUAUUUUAUAUUAAUAAUAUGUAACUAAAGUUACUAAAUAAAUGAGAAAAACAUUCCGAAAGGAUAUUAAAUAAAAUUAUUAAGCAAAAAAUAUACUUUACAUCUUUUUCCUUUUUUUUUGUUUGGAUAUUUGUUAUUUUUUAUAUAUAUUUUCCCUUUAAUUUCCGACAUGUUUUUUAUGUUUUAUUCAGGUACUUUUCCUGUUUUUAUUAUUAUUUAAUUCUUUUCUUUUUUUUCCUGAUAUUCUUCAUGUUUACUUGAGUACAUUUACUUUGUUACUUUCCACUUCUGUGAAAGAUAACUAGAAGAUUUGGAGAAUUUAAAAAAGUAAAAGUCUUCAAGGUUUUAUGAUUUAAAAAAACUUUCAAAAUUAAAGAAAAACUGAAUCCUGCUGGAGAUGAAGUUAUUGUUUGUUGGUCAGCAGAGAAACUGCUGCUGCUGUUCUUCACCUGUUACAUUAUUCAUCAUGUUUAAAACUACAGAAACAUCUGAAGCUUUUUGUUUGAAAUAUUAAUGUUUGUCCAGAAGGAAAACUGAUUCACUUUGUGAUCGGAGGAACUGAAGAACACUGAGUUCGUCUGGUCGGCUGGAAACACGAUGAAGCUGUUUCUGUGGAACUAAAGACUCUAAAGAACCCACAGACACUUUAUGAACACUUCAAAGGUUCUCAGAGGAUUUCAACAUAUUUCAUGUUUUUUACGUCUCGAACGCUUUCUGGAUUCUCAAGAAUCACCAGAUCACGAGAACCGCUUUGUGGCGUCGAUAUC